Molecule: messenger RNA, 935 nt
Organism: Olea europaea var. sylvestris
Lineage: Eukaryota; Viridiplantae; Streptophyta; Magnoliopsida; Lamiales; Oleaceae
Exons: 1
Coding region: 162-731 (189 amino acids)
Source: RefSeq, a predicted model, not a curated record
UAUGGCCAGUGAAACGAAGGAAGGAAACUCACUCGAAGUGACAGCAAACGUUCGUUUCAGAUCCUAUUGUCAUUUUCUAUAUAUAAACGUUGGGCAGAGGCUCCGCUAUUCAGAAAUCUCCUCUGAUCAAAAUUAUAUUUAUCCUUUGUUGAGUAAUCAAAAUGAAGAAUAAUAGUGCUGCUCUUUUUCUGAAGCAUAUCAUCUCUGUGUUAGGUUCUCUAGCAAAAUCCAAAUCAAUGUCUCUCAGAAACAAAACUAAUGCUAUGAAAGCUCGAUUCACCGUGUACUCAUUGUUGAAGAACAGAAAGCUUUCUUUGGGUGCAAUCCGCCACAAGAUUCAUGCAUUGCUUGGGAACGAUGCCCAUCAUGAAGAAGACGAAAAGAAUAAGGCAAUUGUAGUCUACAAUGCCGAAACCAGUGAGUUACCUUCUACUUCAGGUCAAAUUUACCUUACUGACUAUGAAUAUGAUCGUGAAGAAGGUGAUGAUGAUGAUAAGUAUCCCGACUUAAGACACUCACUUUUCAAUGAGGAUGAUAUGGAUUUAGGCGAUCCAAAUGCGUCUGCCAUUGAUUUGGUGAAGAAUUCCAAGGAGGAUUCAGAGAACUUCAACCUUGAAGAUGAGAUUGAUCAAGUAGCAGAUUUGUUCAUAUUGAAGUUUCAUAAAAAGAUGCGAUUGCAGAAGCUGGAGUCUUUCAAGAGGUAUCAAGAAAUGCUAGAGAGAAGCACUUAGCAGUUCUUCUUUGUGGUCGAGCAAUGUGUUGUUUAAUUUUUUAUUUGUUAAUAACUGGGUCGAACCGUUGAACCAUGCAUGGAACCAGAAUCUGUAUCAUCUUCUUAUUUAAUAAUCAUAGGAUAAUCUUGUACACCACACCGGUGGCAUGAACUGAAUGUUAAACGGUUCAAAGAAGUUAAAAUUUUGUUCUUUGUAAUUUAG